AACCAUCAAAAUGAGUGCAAGUGAUCAAAUAAACCCCGACUUAAUUAAAGAAAGGAAAACCUGCACAUUUAAUACAUUAGAAUUAACACAUCUUCUGGAUGGGGGCCAAAAUAAGACUGAAGAAAGAUGGGCUAGACAAAAAUUUUUCCUAGAGGAUCCAGAAUUGAAGUCAAAAGUUCCAUUAGAGUAUUUAAGUCAUAAGGAAAAAUAUGAAGAAGCAGUUCGAAAAGCCUGUUUGAUUUUUAAAAAAGUCCAACAACUUCAAAAUGAAGGCAAGGGAGGGAUGGAUAAUUUCAGGGAAAUACUGGGUGGGCAGCUAGGAACGGCAAUUUUGGGAGAUGGAAAUCCCUUUUCCCUCCAUUAUGUAAUGUUUAUACCUACCCUGAUGGGACAAGGUACUUUUGAUCAGCAAGCGGAAUGGAUAGAGAAAGCUUGGCAGUGUGAUAUUAUUGGAACCUAUGCACAAACUGAGUUAGGCCAUGGUACAUUUAUUAGGGGAUUAGAAACCACAGCCACAUAUGACCCUAAAACCGAAGAAUUUGUGCUAAAUAGUCCCACGAUAACAGCUUAUAAAUGGUGGCCUGGGGGAUUGGGCCACGCAGCCAAUUACGCUGUGGUAGUGGCGCAACUUUAUACAGGCGGUAAAUGUCACGGCAUUCAUCCCUUCAUAGUGCAGCUAAGAGAUGAAGAAACUCAUUUGCCUCUGCCCGGGAUUGACAUUGGUGAAAUUGGUUGUAAAUUAGGAAUGAACAGCACUAAUAAUGGUUACCUUGGAUUUAAAAAUGUCCGUAUACCUAGAACCAAUAUGUUGAUGAAAAAUAAUAAAGUUCUGCCGGAUGGUACUUAUGUAAGUUCACCAAGUAGUAAACUUACAUAUGGUACUAUGAUUUUUGUCAGGGUUGUAUUAGUGCAAGAUGCUGCUACUUAUUUGAAAAAGGCAGUGACAAUUGCAACAAGGUACAGCGCAGUGCGUCACCAGUCCCAGAUUAAACCAAAUGAACCUGAACCUCAAAUUAUAGACUUUGUUACUCAACAGCACAAGUUGUUUCCCAAUAUAGCAACUUGUUUUGCGUUUCAGCAUUCUGCCACUUGGCUUUGGGAUGUUUACAAUAAUGUGACAUCAGAAUUAGAAACAGGACAGUUAGAUAAUUUGCCAGAGUUGCAUGCUACAGCAUGUGUCUUAAAAGCUAUUAGCAGUGCAGAUGCAGCUGCUGGGGUGGAGACCUGCCGUUUGGCAUGUGGAGGACACGGUUAUAUGACGGCAUCCAAUUUGCCAUCAACAUAUGGCCUUGUUACUGCUAUGUGUACUUAUGAAGGCGAGAACACGGUUCUGUUACUGCAGACUGCUAGGUUUUUGAUUAAAAUGUGGCAGAGCAAGAAAAACUUAUCAACAUUGCCCACCCUUAAAUAUUUAGAAACCGCUUUACAUCAGCGCAGGCCCUUUGAGAAGUCAGUGAAGUGGAUUAUAUUUGCUCUGCAAAAAACUGCUGCCAGCAAAAUUGAUUUAGCUGAGAAGCAUAUAAAUGAAAGAGUGAAGAAAGGGCAAGCAUUUGAAGAUGCUUGGAAUAAUACUUCUGUGGAGCUAGUAGAAACAGCCGAUAUUCACGGAAGGGUGUUUAUAGUGGAAACUUAUUACAACACCGUUGAGAAUUUACAAGUGUCGCCUGAACUAAAGCGCGUUCUCAACCAACUUUUGGAGCUCUACGCCGUGAAUACAGCUCUUAAACUUACUGGUUCUUUAUUGAGGUUUACAGACAUAUCAAGUAGUCAUGUAGAAAUACUUCAAAGCUGGUUAGAGGAAUUGCUAGCUGCUUUGAGGCCAAACGCUGUGGGUUUGGUCGAUAGUUUUGAUAUAAGCGAUCAGGUACUAUCCUCUGCUUUGGGAGCGUACGAUGGUGAUGUUUACAAAAGAUUGUUUGAUGCGGCGAAAUCUAGUCCGCUUAAUGCAGAACCCGUGAACAAGUCAUUUCACUCGUACCAAAAACCAUUUUUGAAAUCAAAUCUCUAAUUUCAAGUUUUUAUUUUAUUUAUACUUUUAUAACGCUUAUAACGUAUCAAAAUACUCUACUAGAACAUUCCAAAAUUGUUUUUUUGUUUGCUAAUUGUUGACAAAUAUGGAACAAUUCGUUAGAAAACACGGGUCUGGUUAUUUGUGCAAUAACGAUUACACAAAUUAUUAAGUUUCUUUAUAUACUAUAUAUUAUUACAGAUACACAUUUAAUAUAUUUAUUAUCUUCUCUUUAAAAACAAUUCCAAAGUAUUUAGCAUGGGAGAAAGUACAUAAUUUAUAUAUAAUUUUUUUGCAUUUCUCGGGAAUAAAGUUUUAACAUUU
Cylas formicarius (sweet potato weevil) is the source of this 2332-nucleotide messenger RNA. RefSeq names its product probable peroxisomal acyl-coenzyme A oxidase 1 (gene ACOX1). NCBI's taxonomy places the organism in Eukaryota, Metazoa, Arthropoda, Insecta, Coleoptera, Brentidae. Gene Ontology annotation, biological process: lipid homeostasis; fatty acid beta-oxidation using acyl-CoA oxidase. The transcript is spliced from 10 exons. Gene Ontology annotation, molecular function: fatty acid binding; acyl-CoA oxidase activity; FAD binding. Gene Ontology annotation, cellular component: peroxisome. Bases 11 to 2008 code for a protein of 665 amino acids. The record is from RefSeq and is a predicted model, not a curated record.